AUGACAGAGUCUGAGUGUUCCAGCUCCAGUCACGUGAAAGAUGAUGCCAGACCCUACAGGAAGACCAACAAGCCUUUGAUGGAGAAGCGACGGCGGACGCGCAUCAACUCGUGCCUGGUGCAGCUCAAGGCGCUGGUCCUGCAGGCCAUGAAGAAAGACGUGAGUACGGCGCAAGAGCAGAACACGCAGUAUUCCAAGCUGGAGAAGGCUGACAUAUUGGAGCUCACCGUCAAACAUUUACGACAUGUACAGCGGACGCAGAUUGCAGGUAGUCUGACGGCAGCAGAUGCCGUGGCGCGAUAUCGCGCUGGCUUCGGUGAGUGCGCACAGGAAGUACUGCGCUUCAUAGGGGGCGCUACUGUGGCCGAAGACGUGCGGGAACGUAUGGCCGGUCACCUAACUCGCUGCCUGGCUUCUCUGACAGACCAGCACCUGCACCACCACUACCACCAGGCCCACCUGCAGCACUUGCAGCAACGGGGCUUGGUGUUGCUGCCCCACCCAGCCUUUCCCGCCCCUACUCCGACGACAGGUCAGGCGUGUCUGGCGGGCGGGGUGGCCGGCCUUGUUGCCUGCUCCGUGACCACCCUUCCGAGUCAAGUAUCACAGGCAGGACCCAACUCGCUACGCGAUUCCCACAACAGCAUCAGUCUGAUGUCGCUUGCGACGGCCCCGACCGCCUUUCAGACACCGCUGUCCGCCAGCACCACCAACAUCGCGACAACGACGACUUCCGAGAGCCUCCUUGUACCAGGGAAUGGUGCUCCGGCGUCCCUUCAGGUGGCGCUGCUACUGACGUCAUCACAGACCAUGCCUAUUUUGACCUCUAACCCCACCACUAGCGCCGAGACGAAGAAGGAUUGUGACGACAGUGAACAUGACCCCAUACACGUUCCAGUCGUCCUGCCGGCAAUAGCAGAACCAGAUCCAACUCCAUGUGGGUCGCCGGAAGAGAAGCAAAAACUUGACGACUCACCAGCGACCCGAGAGUCGGACGCGUCUUUACCUGUCUGCAGGUCUGUUGGACGUGAAACUCCUGUUCCCACCCCCACCAGACCCGAACCUCCUGUUUCCACGACUACCGGACACCAGUCUCCUGCCUCCCCGUCUCGCAGUCCAGAGACAUCAGCUUCCAAUUCCAGACACAAUUCUCUGGAAGUUCUGGCGUCCUGCGUGAUGUCAGCCGACGAAAAGAUGUGGCGACCGUGGUGA
This is a messenger RNA of Pomacea canaliculata, 1212 nucleotides long. Its product is annotated as transcription factor HES-4-like. Gene Ontology annotation, molecular function: DNA-binding transcription factor activity, RNA polymerase II-specific; protein dimerization activity; RNA polymerase II cis-regulatory region sequence-specific DNA binding. Gene Ontology annotation, cellular component: nucleus. Gene Ontology annotation, biological process: regulation of transcription by RNA polymerase II; regulation of neurogenesis; anterior/posterior pattern specification. The record is from RefSeq and is a predicted model, not a curated record. Lineage: Eukaryota; Metazoa; Mollusca; Gastropoda; Architaenioglossa; Ampullariidae. The transcript has 4 exons. The coding region runs from base 1 to 1212 and encodes 403 amino acids.